UUUCUUAAACCUAUCAAUCUAAUAAAAGUAUAAAAGGCGAGGAAUAUCUUCUCCAGCAUUAUUCGUUUGCUAGUCCUUGACAUUGAAGAUCGUCAUGGUCCGGCAUUCUAUUUUGAUAGAAUUAUGUGUUACUUGUUUACUACUUAUUCAAGUGUGGAUACCCAUGGUGGCAUUAAAGAAGACGAAUGUUGACGAAUUCAUGGUGGAAAAUCAAAGGACACAUACGAGACAGAACUACGUCGUACAAAGGGCAAACGAUGAUGUCCCAGAAAGUGACAAUAUCGGUGUAGCAUACGCCACUGAAUUACUAAGCCCACGCACCAACCCUGAAGAAUUACCAGCUUUAAUCGUCGACUACGCUAAUAUGAUACGUAAUGAUAUAAUCUUAUUAGACAAAUCAGUUGAAACGAGAACAAGAAAACGUGGUAAUAUAAAGGUGAAUAAAUAUAAUAGGGGCGUACAUGAAAUACCCUGCAGUUGUGAAGAACGAGGAGAGUUAAGAUACCUCGGUCCCCAGUAUGUGCCCAGUACCAUAGAAAGUAGAAUAUGCAAUAAGGAUCUCUGUUCGUCAGAUUUUGGUUGCCAAAUACGUAUGUACAAUAUUACUGUAUUAAAAAAGAAAGAGCGUUUGGAUGAAGAUUCAUCGGAAGAGUUACCGGACGAAAUCAGAAAACAUUGGGUCGCUGUUAAAAAGCCUAUUACUAUAGCUUGUUUUUGUACAAAUGACUAUCGAGAACGCUACUAAAUAAUACAAUUUUAAACAGAUGAAUAUUUUUGAAAUGUUUGGAACUUGCCAUGAAUAAAUAUCAUUUUUUAAUACUAUUUAAAUACAUUGUGAAGAAUCUUAAUUGUUAUGGACUGUUUCUGUAAUUAAACGAAAUAUAA
Colias croceus (clouded yellow) is the source of this 885-nucleotide messenger RNA. RefSeq names its product prothoracicotropic hormone-like (gene PTTH). The transcript is spliced from 5 exons. Bases 95 to 745 code for a protein of 216 amino acids. Lineage: Eukaryota; Metazoa; Arthropoda; Insecta; Lepidoptera; Pieridae. The record is from RefSeq and is a predicted model, not a curated record.